Messenger RNA from Solanum dulcamara, 536 nucleotides. Its product is annotated as CASP-like protein PIMP1. The transcript is spliced from 3 exons. The record is from RefSeq and is a predicted model, not a curated record. The coding region runs from base 1 to 510 and encodes 169 amino acids. NCBI's taxonomy places the organism in Eukaryota, Viridiplantae, Streptophyta, Magnoliopsida, Solanales, Solanaceae.
AUGGGUUGUUUGGCAAUUGUCAAUCUCUUGUUAAGAGUUGUUUCAUUUGUUUGUUUAGCAACUUGUGUCACAAUUCUUACAACUUCUUCUUCUGAAAUGUCUGUUGCUUCAAUAUUUCAUGGUGAUGUUGAAGUCAAGUACAGGUUUACUGAUUUCUAUGCUUAUCGAUACAUGCUUGCUUGUUCUGGUGCUGGAUUUGUAUAUUCCCUUAUACAAACUGCAAUUGCAAUAAUCCAAGCCAAGACUGGAGAUUAUAUUUGUGAUAAACUUACUCACUUUGAUGUAUAUGCUGACAAGAUAAUGUCGAUCAUAGUGGGUACGGGUGCAGCAGCUGGAUUUGGAUUAACGGUGGAUUUGAAUCGAUUGCCUAAUCGUGCCAUGGUGACCGUUGAUUUUCUUAACAAAGAAAAUGCAGCAGCUAGUUUUUGUCUUGCGGGAUUUGCAUGCAACGUGAUUUCAUCUUUUAUUUCAUUUAAAAUAUUUAAGGAUGAUUAUUUGUAUGGUUGUUAGCUACUAAUUAAUUAGUAAUAUAUAUA